Molecule: messenger RNA, 2367 nt
Organism: Sinocyclocheilus anshuiensis
Lineage: Eukaryota; Metazoa; Chordata; Actinopteri; Cypriniformes; Cyprinidae
Product: armadillo repeat protein deleted in velo-cardio-facial syndrome-like
Exons: 15
Coding region: 1-2307 (768 amino acids)
Biological process (GO): cell-cell adhesion
Cellular component (GO): nucleus; adherens junction; plasma membrane
Molecular function (GO): protein binding
Source: RefSeq, a predicted model, not a curated record
AUGGAGAAGCCGGAUCUGGAGGAACCUUCAGCUCAAGACACCAAAGAGCAGACGGACGAGACGGCAGAAACCCCAUCCUCAGACGCGUCCAACCCCGCAAGCUCAAAUCACACAGAAACACAUACUGAGAGUUCAGGAUUUGGGACGGAGAAAUCGUCCAGUCCUGACAGCGAAUCCAACAGCAGCUCCAAUGGACAAGUCGUGCCCAACCUCCUGAAGGAAGCUUCAUCUGAAGGGUUGGAAGAAUCCCAGACACCACAUCCAGAUGUUCAGUGUCCGGAUCAAGCGCCGCCUCCCGACUCCUCCGGCGAGAAGGACGAUACACACACGGCUCGACCUCCUCACCCCGACCCCGGCAUGACCUCUGACCCUCCCAACGAGAUUCCCACGGAUCAGCGGUCUCUGUACGGCACGCUGAACGCUCAGGCCGUCACGCUGCUGCACGGAUUACCCUUCUUUCCCGGCCGGACCUUCUUACCGGAGAACUGCUACACUCUGCCGCUCCACCGCGAGGGUUUCGCCUGCGCCGCUUCCAAACCGGAGCCGGACACAGUCCAUCACAUGAGGCCCGCGCUGGACCUGACCACCCACACAUAUUUACAGGACCUGUACCGUGCGCAGACGCUCAUCCCGCAGAAACGCGCCAGCAUGGUGAGCCUCGACACCAUCCGCAAGGAUCCGCGCUGGCGGGAUCCGAACCUGCGGGAGGUCAUCUCCAUGCUGAGCCACCCCAUGGACCCGGUGAAGUCCAACGCUGCCGCGUACCUGCAGCACCUCUGCUACGAGAACGACUUGGUCAAGCAAGACGUCAGGCAGCUGCAUGGGAUCCCCGUCCUGGUGGGGCUCCUGGAUCAUCCCAAAGCCGAGGUCCACCGCAAGGCCUGCGGCGCGCUGAGGAACAUCUCCUUUGGCCGGGACAACUUCAACAAGGUGGCCAUCAAGAACUCGGACGGCAUUCCUGCGCUGCUGAGGCUCCUGAGGAGAUCUGACGACAUGGAAGUCCGAGAGCUCGUCACAGGAACGCUGUGGAAUAUCUCCUCCCAUGAGCCUCUGAAGAUGAUCGUCAUCAACCACGGCCUACAGACGCUGACCGACGAGAUCAUUAUCCCUCACUCGGGUUUGAGAGGAGACCCGAACGACCCGGCCCGACCCGGAGCCCCAGAGUGGAACACGGUCUUCAAGAACACUUCAGGAUGCCUGAGGAACGUGAGUUCAGACGGAGCUGAAGCUCGACAGAGACUGCGUGAGUGUGACGGGCUGGUGGACGCUCUGCUGCACGCGCUCUAUUCUGCUGUCGCCAAGAGGGACAUAAAUAACAAAUCGGUGGAGAACUGCGUCUGUAUCUUGCGUAAUCUGUCAUAUCACGUGCACAAAGAGGUUCCUGGAGCUGAGAAAUUCCACAUCCAAGCAGCCAAUCACAGCGCGAAAUCAGGAGGUCACCAUAAGAAGAAGGACGAGCCGGAACGUUUUGGAGGACUAACGACCAAAGAAGAAUGGUUCCAUCAGUGCAAGCGACACGGAGCCGGAGAGAAGAAGAGCGGCGGUGCGGAUCUGUGCAGGAGGAGUCUGCCGAUGAAAGGCCUGGAGCUUCUGUACCAGCCGGAGGUGGUCCGACUCUACCUGUCGCUCCUCAAACUGAGUCAGAAUCACAACACGCUGGAGGCGGCGGCUGGAGCCCUGCAGAACCUGUCAGCCGGACACUGGGCCUGGUCCAAUUAUAUCCGAGCAACGGUGCGUAAGGAGAAGGGUCUGCCGGUGCUGGUGGAGCUGCUGCACUCGGGUGCGGAUAAAGUGGUGCGAGCGAUCACCAUUGCGCUCAGAAACCUUGCCAUCGACCACAAGAACAAAGAUCUUAUCGGGAGUUACGCCAUGAGGGAUCUGGUCAGUAACCUGCCCUGCGGCCAGCAGCGACCCGCCAAGAACCUGGAGGGAGACACGGUGGUGGCCGUCCUGAACACUAUACUGGAGAUCGUCUCUGAGAACCUGGAGAAUGCCAGAUUCCUCAUCCAGGGACAGGGAAUCCAGAAACUGGUCUCAAUCAACAGAACCAGCCAAUCGGUGCGCGAGACCAAAGCCGCGUCACACCUCCUGCAGACGGUUUGGGCCUAUAAGGAUCUGCGACACACGCUGUGUAAGGCCGGCUGGAACAAAACACACUUCAAGCCAGCUGUCUCUGGCCUGCCCAAAAAACAGAGGAACGCCAAGCAAAGGAAUGAUGACAUCACACUGCCCUUAAUGGAAAAGAACCAAGGUCACGGAUUCCUGCUGCUUGAAUGCAGCAUAUUUAUGAGGCUCCAGCAUUCAUGAGAAUGACAGAAGUGCUGUGCCUUCUUUCUUAUGCAAGCUUUAGUGUUAGAAUUAAGCAUG